UACUUGGCGCUCUCUACUCUCCUCCUUCACUGCAUUGCAUCAUCACACUGUCUCUCUCUCGAUCAUCGUUCAGUCUGCUAACGUUAACAAACAAAAAAAUGAAACCAGAAAGCCUGUUUGCAUCUGCAGUAAUCAACUUCGGUCUAGCUUUGAUAGUGCUCUCACUCUUUUCCAUCUUGAAAAAACAGCCAUCAAACGCUCUCAUUUACUACUCUCGUCGUCUCUCUACAAAGCACCCCAUUUCAUUUCAUCACUCCUUCACUCUCUCUCGCUUUCUCCCCUCAGUUUCUUGGAUUCCUCGCGCCUUUCGUGUUACGGAAGAUGAAAUUCUUGAAAUCGGCGGGGUUGAUGCGCUUGUUAUCAUCAGACUCUUUAAGUUCGGGAUUAAGUUUUUUGGGGUUUGUUCGGUUAUUGGAUUGGUGAUACUUUUACCAGUUAAUUAUGGUGGACAGGAUGAGCCAUUGAAGGUUAAUCAUACUUUGGAUUCUUUUACUAUAUCCAAUGUUCUCAGAGGUUCCGACAGGCUUUGGGUGCAUUUUACAUGCUUGUGGGUUAUAUCUUUCUAUGGAUUAUAUUUACUGUACAAGGAAUAUAAUGAAAUUUUCAUUAAAAGAAUUCAACGAAUUCGGGACUUAAGACAUCGACCUGAUCAGUUCACUGUUCUUGUUCGACGUAUUCCUUUGUGCCUUGAACACAAGGCUCUUGGGUGCUCUGUCGAUCAUUUUUUCUCUAAGUAUCAUCCGACAAGUUAUCAUUCUCAUCAAAUGUUGUAUGACACAAAGGAAAUUGACAAUCUGCUAAAACAGACAAAACAUCUUACAGAAAAGAUUGAGGGCUUACGAGGGAGGUCCACUGUCAAGAAGCAUGGCAAAGAAACCUUACUUGUUGGCACAUCUCAAGAUGAUUCUCUUAAAAUAUCCGUAUUCGAGGAAAAAGUUCAAGAGAUCUAUCAUGAUAUUCUCCAAUUACAGGAUAGAAAUAUGCUGAAAGGAAAGGAAUUGCCUGUGGCCUUUAUCACCUUUAAGUCUCGAACUGGUGCUGCACUAGCUGCCCAAUCUCAGCAGCACUCACAUCCACUGUUGUGGAUCACCGAAAUGGCUCCAGAACCUAGAGAUGUCUCAUGGAGAAGUCUGGCGAUACCUUAUAAACUGUUGCCACUAUACAAAAUCGGAGUUGUCGUUUUAGCAUCACUCCUUACAAUUUUCUUUGCAAUCCCAGUCACCGCUGUUCAAGGAAUAGCCAAAUUCGAGAAAUUAAAGAAAUGGUUCCCUCCAGCUAAGGCCAUAGAGCUGAUGCCAGGAGGAUUAAGCUCAAUUGUGACAGGUUAUCUUCCAAGUGCUGUUCUGAAAGGAUUUAUAUAUAUUGUCCCCUUCGCAAUGCUUGGCAUGGCUCAUAUAGGUGGUUCCAUUUCAAAGAGCAAGGCAGAGAUCAAAGCUUGCAAUAUGGUUUUCUAUUUUUUAGUGGGAAAUGUAUUCUUUCUGAGUUUGAUAUCGGGGUCCUUACUUGACGAAAUUGGAGAAUACUUAUCUCAUCCUACAUAUUUUCCUAGUCAUCUAGCCGGUUCUGUCUCUGCCCAAGCUGAUUUCUUUAUGACAUACAUCUUGACAGAUGGUCUAUCAGGAUUUUCUUUGGAGAUUCUUCAGCCUGGAAUGCUCUUAUUGGAUUCUGUAAUGCUACAUACAUGCGGGCGGAUCAAAGACGAAAAUCCUUAUCUCUAUUCUCUACCCUACUAUAGAAUUAUACCUCCUGUCGCCCUAUCAAUGCUCAUCGGCAUGGUAUAUGCAGUUGUCUCACCACUCCUGCUUCCAUUGCUUGUUGGCUAUUUCUGUCUAGGCUACAUUGUGUAUGUCAACCAGAUCAAAGAUGUUUAUGAAACUGUUUAUGAGACGUCCGGACGAUAUUGGCCAUAUAUUCAUCACUAUAUUGUGGUUGGAAUCAUCCUUAUGCAAAUCACUAUGAUUGGCCUUUUCGGGCUGAAGUCAAAACCAUAUGCGGCCAUAGCUACAAUUCCUCUGUUAUUGAUGACUAUAGCUUUCAAUGAGUAUUGCAAGACCCGUUUUCUUCCCACAUUUAGAAACUAUUCCAUCCAGGAUGCUGUUGAUCAUGAUGAAUUAGAUCAAAAGAAUGGUGAAAUGGAAGUGAACUACGGGAACGCCAGUACUGCUUAUCGUCAACCUAGUUUACGGCCUGUAAGCUUUAUAUCAGAGUCAAGUUUCACACAGCCAUUAAUUUCUUCAUUCUGAUUUCACAACUCUAUAUCUCAGAGCUUUUAUCCACUUUUAUGGAUUUUUUAUAUUCGAAACAUGAAAAUCUAAACUUUUGAAAAAUAAAAUAUUUUCUGAUUGGAAUUAGUGUCCGUCAGUUUACAUUAGGAA
Molecule: messenger RNA, 2375 nt
Organism: Mercurialis annua (annual mercury)
Lineage: Eukaryota; Viridiplantae; Streptophyta; Magnoliopsida; Malpighiales; Euphorbiaceae
Product: CSC1-like protein At3g54510
Exons: 10
Coding region: 99-2243 (714 amino acids)
Cellular component (GO): plasma membrane
Molecular function (GO): calcium-activated cation channel activity
Source: RefSeq, a predicted model, not a curated record